AUGCUUCUUUUAGAGGGUGUAUUGUUGGCGGCUCCGGUGACUGAAAGCGAUGAAGACUGCUUGCUGCCUGAGCGUUACGACGCUUUGAUGGCUUUUGCGAGCUUUAACACCCCUCCCAAAUUAUGUGUUUUCGAAAAACUUAGGUUCACAGGUUUGCGACUUGUGAUCAACGGCUGCUUCAAUGGUAUUUGA
Molecule: messenger RNA, 192 nt
Organism: Eruca vesicaria subsp. sativa (arugula)
Lineage: Eukaryota; Viridiplantae; Streptophyta; Magnoliopsida; Brassicales; Brassicaceae
Source: the annotation of a GenBank genome assembly